Molecule: messenger RNA, 4239 nt
Organism: Loxodonta africana (African savanna elephant)
Lineage: Eukaryota; Metazoa; Chordata; Mammalia; Proboscidea; Elephantidae
Product: histone H2A type 1
Exons: 1
Coding region: 37-429 (130 amino acids)
Biological process (GO): heterochromatin formation
Cellular component (GO): chromatin; nucleosome
Molecular function (GO): structural constituent of chromatin; DNA binding; protein heterodimerization activity
Source: RefSeq, a predicted model, not a curated record
UUCGCCUCAGCUUCUUGUGAGUGUGACAAGUUAGCUAUGUCUGGUCGUGGUAAGCAAGGUGGAAAAGCUCGUGCCAAAGCCAAGACUCGGUCUUCCCGCGCUGGGCUUCAGUUCCCUGUUGGCCGAGUACACCGCCUCCUACGCAAAGGCAACUAUGCGGAGCGGGUUGGGGCUGGCGCGCCGGUGUACCUGGCGGCGGUGCUGGAGUACCUGACGGCCGAGAUCCUGGAGCUGGCAGGGAACGCGGCCCGCGACAACAAGAAGACCCGCAUCAUCCCGCGCCACCUGCAGCUGGCCAUCCGCAACGACGAGGAGCUGAAUAAGCUGCUGGGUAAAGUUACCAUUGCUCAGGGUGGCGUCCUGCCCAACAUCCAGGCCGUGCUGCUGCCCAAGAAGACCGAGAGCCACCAUAAGGCCAAGGGCAAAUAGAAAUCAAGAGUACUUUGCAGCAAUCCCAGUAAAGCUAAUCGACUCCAAACCAAAGGCUCUUUUCAGAGCCACUCAUAUUUGCUGGAAAAGAACGUAACAUUCUAUGUAGGGAGACGGGGAAGAAGUAGUAAAAGACCUAAAUUCAGGAAAGCUGGAGAGUAACAAGUGUUCCCCCGGGUCCUUGUUUAAAACGCAGGUACCCGUAGGUUUAAAGUUGGAAGUCCAGGUAACAAAAAAUACGACUUGUUAGAGUCUUUGUGAGCAGAUCCGUUAGGUCGCUAGUUUAUUUACAGUCUAAAAUACCCACGGGCAGCCAUUAGCUUCCUCAUUUUUCUUAAGUGGAUGCAAAAGAAGCCUGUGGCUCGAAUUUAGCAGACAGCUCGCGAGUCCACCGGCGGCAAGGCGCCGCCCAAGCAGCUGGCCACCAAGGCGGCCAGCACCCGCAAGACUGCGCCACUAUCCUGCCGACACCUCGACGCUGCGCGAGAUUCGGCGCUACCAGAAGUCGACCGAGCUAAUGAUCCUCAAGCUGAAGUUCCAGCGGCUGGCGAGCGAGAUCGCGCAGGACUUCAAGACCGACUUGCGCUUCCAGAGCUCAGCAGUCAUGGCGCUGCAGGAGGCGUGUGAGACCUAUCUGGUGGGGCUGUUUGAGGACGCAAACCUGUUGGACAUCCAACUUGCCCCGAGAUCGAGUGGAGAGCUUUAUGACACCAUAGUCUACACCUCUCCGAACGCUCUGUCAGCCACACAUUUCUCUUGACAGUAGAAAUGUGUGGCUCAGUUAUAUACGUUCAGUUUAUAACGUGGUAACGUAUAUGCUCAGUUCUUUGUUUUACUUCCUGAAUUUGGAGGCACUCUGCUAUCCCUCUAUGUAUUAAAUUUAUCCACUUAAAAUUGAGAGUAAAAUGUUGGAAUGACGUCUAUAAAUAUAAUAUCCCUCUAUGUAUUAAAUUUACCCACUUAAAAUUGAGAGUAAAAUGUUGGAAUGACGUCUAUAAAUAUGACACCAUCCUGUAUCCUGAGAAAGGUUUGUGAUAAAAAAAAUAGGCCAUUAAAAUCUCAAAUGCUGUUCCCUCAGGAGAACUUGAUAGUAAUUUCUGACGACCUUAAAACCAACCGAGAUGUUCAAGGACAUGUUUGCCAAAACUAUUCCGUUCAAAUACAAAGUUUUACUAAUCACCUGGGUCAUAAAGCCUACCUCUCGAAGACUUAGAUGAGGAAAAAGGAUUACGGUAUGGUUUCACAAGAAACUGCGUAUGGGUAUUGAGAAGUACAGGGUGCUGGGAGCUCCUGUCAGGAACAGGCCUCUGAGCAAGGCUGACAUGGUUACUUACGGAGGAAGGAAAGGUUGAUUAAUGAGACGUUGCAAAUCCCUUUUUUGUUGUUGUUGUAACCAAAUAAGACCAUGCCAAUGGUCUUUUACUGUCAAAAAAAUGGUCUUUUACUGCCAAGGUUACAGAAUCUUGCCUCCUACUUUCUGCUAACUGAAUUCCUUCAACUUGACAAUGUUGAAUUUUACCUGAACCCUGUGAUCCUAGAAAACGUGUUUUAAGAAAUCCCCCCACCCUUUGUGUUCAUGAAAAGGCUUACUGCAAAUAACCACCUUUCCUGAUAUGAUUUAGAUAAGACUAAGGAUUAUGCCCUUGUUUACAGAUCCUUCACAUUCCCAUGGCUUGUCCCCACUGAUCAAUCAGAAACAAAAUGCUUGUUAACCAAACUUUGCUUAAGUGUCCCUCCUUCCCCUAAGUCCCUGAACUUUGACCCACUCUCAUCUUAAGGGCCUUUAAGGACCCCUUUCUAAGGGACCCUCCCUGAGAAUAGGGUGAGGCAUAAAUCAUUCCUCGUCAUCUGUUAUGGAUUAAAUUGCAUCCCCCCAAAAUGUGUUCUGAUUCCUAACCUCUACAUCUGUGAUUAUAAUCCCAUUUAAGAAUGAGUUGUCUUUGUUAUGUUAAUGAGAUGAGAUUAGUGUAGGGCAUGUUUUGAGUCAAUCUCCUUUGAGAUAUAAAAAAAAAUAUAGAAGAGAUUAAACAAGCAAGCAGCAAGCAAGGAGAGAAUGGGGUAAGGUAGCUGCCAAGCCACAUGGAGAUCUCCAAGGAACCAGGAAGCAGAAGCUGAAGAGACAAAGACCUUACUCCAGAGCGCACAGACAGAAAACCUUCACCUCUGAAUUCGGACUUCUAGCCUCCCAAACUGUGAGAAAAUAAAUUCCUGUUUGUUAAAGCCAUCCACUUGUUGUAUUUCUGUUACAGCAGCACUAGAUAACUAAGACAUUCCCACACCUGGCUUUUUUGUUUUGUUUGUUUGUUUUUUCUAGCCUUGCUUAUUCUUGUCUCUAGAAAAGAAAAAACCUUUAAAUUUCCAGAUGCUUGCUGAUCUUAUAGUUGGAAUGUUCUCCGUGUUGUAAUAGUCCCCCUUCCCCACUACUAACUACAACAGCCCAUUUUCCUUUCUCUCUUUUCUUUCUGAACAAAGCUUCUCCCUAUCUAAAUCAGGAGGCCUUUUUGUUUCGUUUUUUAUUUGAGACACUGACAUAAUCCCCAAAACAGAAGCUCUUAGCUUUUUUUUCUUGUAAAUCAUGGACAAUUUUGGCUGUCUGGUGACUUUUAGGGAAACCCUUCUCAGGGUAAUGUCUUAAAAAUAUAUAAUACAAAGACUGCAAAACAUUGGUUAUCCUAGCAUUUCUUAAAUAAAUCUGAUAGAGUGAUUAAAAAAACCAAAAAACCCACUGCCGUCUAGUCAAUUCUGACUCAUAGCGACCCUAUGGGACAGAGUAGAACUGCCCCGUAGAAGUUUCCAAGGAGCGCCUGGCGGAUUCAAACUGCUGAUCUUUUGGUUAGCAGCCGUAGCACUUAACCACUACACCACCAGGGUUUCCGAUACAGUGAUAUGUAUGCUUAUAUAGUUAAUACAUAAUACCACCUUCUGGCAUUUUUAAUAACUGCCAUCAGUAAUUUGGGGGAUUUUUUGUUUGUUUUACCGGUUGCCAUCCAGCAGAUUCCAGCUCAUGGGAUCCCAUGUGAGCCCGAGUAGAACUGUGCUCCAUAGGGAUUUCACUGGCUGAUUUUUUGGAAGUAGAUUGCCAGCCCUUUCUUAAGCGCCUCUAGAUGGACUUUUAUCUCCAGUCUCUUGGUUAGCAGCCAAGUGAAUUAACUUUUUGCACAGCCCAAGGAUGCCCCAUCUUCAACACCUGUUACUGUGUUGUUAGUUGCCAUGGAGUGAGCUCCAACUGGAGGCCCCAGGUGUGCAGAGUAGAAAGCUACACUCUAUAGGAUUUUCAAGGCUGGUGGCUUUUUACUGAAAAAAAAUGGAACGCAAAGAAACUUAUUUCUGAUUGGCUUAUACAAUUUUCUAUAGACAAGCUGCCGGGAUUUCAUUAGUUAACAAGGAUGAAAUCGCUGGAAGAAUCUCAUUGGUCAAGAGGGGUGAAUUACAGGAAAGCUAAGCUUAUAUUUCGACAUAUACAAGUCUUAGGGGUAUUGUCCACUCUCCCACAGAUGCCAUUUUGUCAACCACAGGACUAUAUUAUUUCAUUUAACAAUGUUCUCUUUUGGAUGGCUGGAUUAGUUUCUGGAGCUCCCAUAACAAACUACCAACAGCUGAGAGGCUCAAAACAACAGAAAUUUAUUCUUUCACAGUUCUGGGGGCCAGAAGUUUGAAAUCCAGGUGCCAGCAGGGUUGGUUCCUUUUAGAGUCUCUGAAAGAGAAACUGCCCUUAUGCCUCUGUCUCAGCUUCUGGUGGUUGCUGGCAAUACUUAGCAUUCCUUGUUUUGUGGCAGCAUAACUCCAAUCCCUGGCUCUAUUUUCACAUGA